Messenger RNA from Cordyceps militaris CM01, 801 nucleotides. Its product is annotated as catechol O-methyltransferase. Lineage: Eukaryota; Fungi; Ascomycota; Sordariomycetes; Hypocreales; Cordycipitaceae. The transcript has 3 exons. The coding region runs from base 1 to 801 and encodes 266 amino acids. Gene Ontology annotation, molecular function: O-methyltransferase activity. The record is from RefSeq and is a predicted model, not a curated record.
AUGUCCACGCUCAACACCUUCGACCCAUCCAAGGCGUAUGCCCAGCAGGAGCAGGUGUACUUCAACGACGGGCGAGAAGCGCAGCUACUGCGCCACAUCCAAUCGCGCAAAGACAUUGACUCGUUGAUAGGCUCCCCGGAGAGGGUCCUCGCUGCCAUUGACGAGUUUGGACGCCAAGAAAAGUAUCUAAUGAAUGUGGGGGAGGACAAGGGAAGCAUCGUGACCAAGCUGAUUCGCGAGACCCGUCCGAAAGUCAUGGUCGAGCUCGGAAGCUACGUCGGGUACUCGGCCAUCUUGUUCGGCAGCGCGGCGCGCGCCGCCGGCGGCCUCGCGUACCACUGCCUGGAGCGCAACGUCGAGUUCGCCGGCAUCGCCCGUUCGCUGAUUGACCUCGCGGGGCUCGGCGGCUUUGUGCAGAUGACGGUCGGGCCGAGCGACGAUUCGCUGCGCGCGCUGCACGCCGCGUCGCAGCUGGCGCACAUUGACCUGCUGUUCCUGGACCACCACAAGCCGUCGUACCUGCCGGACCUGCAGCUGUGCGAGCAGCUCGGCCUCGUCCGCAACGGCACGCUGCUCGUCGCGGACAAUGUCGUCAAGCCGGGCAACCCGCCGUACCUGGCGUACGUGCGCAGCGACGUGGAGAGCAAGAACCGGGCGUACGCUUCGGCGGCCGACGGCGCGGUGCGCGGGGACCCGAAUCUGGUGUACGAGAGCGAACUGAUUCCGAGUUUCGAGCCGACUGGGAUUCCGGAUGGCGUCGAGGUCACUAUAUGCAUCGGACCGGACAAUCCCCCCUUGUAA